CGGGCAGUUGUUUCUUUUGUUGAGCGUUGACAAUUAGUAUAUAGCAAUGAUGAAAUCUGUCGUCCUGUUAGCCACACUUGUGUGCGUUUCGUCUGCCUUUCCCGAAUUCACGGUGGAUGUAUUAAGGAAGGAGUUAUCUGAAUUCGGGAGCGGCAACUUCGAAUCGAAUGUAGUUGAAUUGGCAAAGACACUUAAGCUGAACACUCUUGUUGAACUGAUUACCGAAGCGGAUAUUGCAGAAGAACUUACAGGUGACCUGACGGUUUUCGGCCCUACUGAUGACGCAUUCGAGGAACUUCCGAAGGGUGUUAUGGCGGCAAUUAAAAAUGAUGUGCAAAUGCUGACCGAUGUCCUGCGCUACCACAUCCUUGGAACCGAAGUCCACUUCAACCAACUUAAAAAGAAUGAGCUUCUUUUGCCAAGUCUUCUAAAAUCAACUUCCGUCCGUAUCAACACGUACGGCGAGCUUACCACAGCAACUGGAUCGCCUAUCUCGAAACCAGACAACAUCGCCACUAACGGUGUCAUCCAUGUAGUAGAUCGUGUCAUGUUUCCUAUUCCUAUGAAUGACAUGCUAACUUUGGUUUCUAAUAAUGCGAAUUUCUCAACGCUACUGAAAGCGAUUAGAGUUUCGGGCUUUGCAGACACUCUAAAAGGUGGUCCAUACACUCUAUUUGCCCCAACCAACGAGGCGUUCGAUAAACUUCCACCUGGAACACUUGGUAAACUACUAGGCAACAAAGACGAGCUAUUUAAAAUCCUCUCGUAUCACCUGGUAAAUGGAACUGUCGGUAUUGUAGAAAUACCAAAUUAUAUAGCAAUGAUGAAAUCUGUCGUCCUGUUAGCCACACUUGUGUGCGUUUCGUCUGCUUUUCCCGAAUUCACGGUGGAUGUAUUAAGGAAGGAGUUAUCUGAAUUCGGGAGCGGCAACUUCGAAUCCAAUGUAGUUGAAUUGGCAAAGACACUUAACCUGAACACUCUUGUUGAACUGAUUACCGAAGCGGGUAUUGCAGAAGAACUUACAGGUGACCUGACGGUUUUCGGCCCUACUGAUGACGCAUUCGAGGAACUUCCGAAGGGUGUUAUGGCGGCAAUUAAAAAUGAUGUGCAAAUGCUGACCGAUGUACUGCGCUACCACAUCCUUGGAACCAAAGUCCACUUCAACCAACUUAAAAAGAAUGAGCUUCUUCUGCCAAGUCUUCUAAAAUCAACUUCCGUCCGUAUCAACACGUACGGCGAGCUUACCACAGCAACUGGAUCGCCAAUCUCGAAACCAGACAACAUCGCCACUAACGGUGUCAUCCAUGUAGUAGAUCGUGUUAUGUUUCCUAUUCCUAUGAAUGACAUGCUAACUUUGGUUUCUAAUAAUGCGAAUUUCUCAACGCUACUGAAAGCGAUUAGAGUUUCGGGCUUUGCAGACACUCUAAAAGGUGGUCCAUACACUCUAUUUGCCCCAACCAACGAGGCGUUCAAUAAACUUCCACCUGGAACACUUGGUAAACUACUAGGCAACAAAGACGAGCUAUUUAGAAUCCUCUCGUAUCACCUGGUAAAUGGAACGUUCUUUAGUGCUGAAUUAAAACGUGUUGACAAAGUAAAAACUACCACGACAGAUGACAUCACAAUUAAAAUUUCUAGUGGCGAAUUAUCCGUCAACGACAAAGCCACCGUGAUCAUAGCCGACGCUGCAACAACCAACGGAGUCGCGCACGUGAUUGAUACUGUGCUCCUUCCUCCAAACGUGGUGUUCCAGUUAGUGAUGACAAAUGCAUAGAUAUUUCUCAUGUAUAUAACGUAUAAGGUUCCCAAAAAUAAAAGUAAAUUUUCGAAACUGUAAAUUGUUCGUCAUUACUUGCGUCAUUACUUGUGCACACCACACAACUCAUUUUCAAGAAAAUCCAACUAUUUUUAAAUAGUUUAAAAAUGCUGCAAAAAUAGCAAAAAUUGAAUCGAUAAAUCAGCAUUUAUAAAUCGAUGUUUAGUAAUCUAGAUGCGUUUCACAUCUUGUUUAUUUGGGAAUAAUUGUUAUUUUAGGGAAAAGGUACAGGGCAGCUACUAAUAAGUGUUUAAAAGUAUUAAUGAGAUACAUUGAUUAGGUAACUAUUUUAACUUGAAAAAA
Messenger RNA from Anneissia japonica, 2119 nucleotides. Its product is annotated as transforming growth factor-beta-induced protein ig-h3-like. Gene Ontology annotation, molecular function: cell adhesion molecule binding. The transcript has 10 exons. Gene Ontology annotation, biological process: extracellular matrix organization; cell adhesion. Gene Ontology annotation, cellular component: extracellular matrix. Lineage: Eukaryota; Metazoa; Echinodermata; Crinoidea; Comatulida; Comatulidae. Bases 47 to 1774 code for a protein of 575 amino acids. The record is from RefSeq and is a predicted model, not a curated record.